GUCACUAAUGUCAUAAAAUCUUUAAAACAUUUGUACAAUCUGAAAGAUUUAUAUGAAUGCAUUGAAAUAUCAAUAAUGAUAUAAUACGCUUACUCGAUGCAUUUAGAGAAAACAUACGAUAUGGGGAACUACGCCAUCUUAGAGAAUGAGUACAUUCCGGUGAUAAUGAAAAACAAACCUCGUUGGAUGUGCUGCGCGAUGGUUGCUACAGGACUGUUGAUGUUAAUGUUGUUCUCUGUCGCUGUUGGGGUGGUCAUUGCCUACGUUCAUUGCUACAUUGAACAUAGAAGUGGUAAACGUACACAAGAAUUAAAUUUGCAGAUAACACGUACGGGGACCCAGCAAACGAAUGGAACGCAGUCAGCAAUGGACGAGGCUUUGACAUCAAGCCUAUUCUUCGCGAAGAUCAUCGACCUAGGGCGGGCUAUCAUCGAAGACGGGCACAACUAUAUUUACUCCUACAAAACGAAAACCUCAAACAAAACAGAAGACAUUAAAGUGUUUCAGUAAAUUACAGCAA
This is a messenger RNA of Papilio polytes (common Mormon), 520 nucleotides long. RefSeq lists its product as uncharacterized. The coding region runs from base 97 to 510 and encodes 137 amino acids. Lineage: Eukaryota; Metazoa; Arthropoda; Insecta; Lepidoptera; Papilionidae. The record is from RefSeq and is a predicted model, not a curated record. The transcript is spliced from 3 exons.